This is a messenger RNA of Fopius arisanus, 1421 nucleotides long. It is a transcript of the gene Rtca, whose product is annotated as RNA 3'-terminal phosphate cyclase. The record is from RefSeq and is a predicted model, not a curated record. Lineage: Eukaryota; Metazoa; Arthropoda; Insecta; Hymenoptera; Braconidae. The coding region runs from base 266 to 1393 and encodes 375 amino acids. The transcript has 7 exons. Gene Ontology annotation, cellular component: nucleus. Gene Ontology annotation, biological process: RNA processing. Gene Ontology annotation, molecular function: RNA-3'-phosphate cyclase activity.
UAAUUAGUGCGCCAAGUAUACGGCGGUGGGAAAACAUGCGAAAUUCUCUCCCCACAAACCCAGAAUUCCUCUCCUGGUCCCGCAAAAUACUUCAUUUGUUCACCAAAUUAUAUGAGGCUUACGAAUUCAACGUUUCAUUAAUUAAAGGUUAGCUUGUGCAAUGUGGGAAUGUAUUCUGGAAAGCUUGGCAAUAAUCGAACUCGUUCAUUAUAUUCAAUAAUCGUAUUUCACCCAUCGUCGAUGAGAUUUUCAGCCAAAUUCCAUAAUGUCUGAUGUUGUCAAAAUCGAUGGCAGCUUGGGAGAAGGCGGAGGACAAGUGUUGAGAAUUGCUCUGAGUAUAAGUGCGCUUUAUGGAAUACCUUUUGUGAUGGACAAUAUUAGAGCUGGACGUUUAAAACCUGGAUUAGCAGCUCAGCAUCUCAAAGGCAUAGAAAUAGCUGGUGAUAUGUGCAAUGCUAAAAUUAAUGGAGCAUACAUCGGUUCGACCCAUUUGGAAUUCUAUCCGAAAUCCUUGUCGGAAAAGCGGGAAUUUUAUGCUGAUACCCAGACGGCGGGCUGCAUCUCUCUACUAGCUCAAGUUGCAAUACCAAUUGCUUUAUUCUUGCCAGUUGAUAAUUGUCCUAUCGUGCUAACUCUAAGAGGGGGAACCAACGUCCCCAUGGGUCCUCACAUCGAGUAUCUUACUGAAGUCUUCAAGCCCUGCCUCAAUAAAUUCGGAGGAGACUUUGAUUUCACUGUUGUACGAAGGGGGUAUUACCCGAAAGGUGGUGGAGAAGUAAAGUUUUGGAUAAACCCUUUGAAAAAUUUGAAACCAAUUGAAUUGAUUAAUCAAGGUCGUAUCAAAGGAAUUUCGGGAUGGGCAUACGUAGCUGGUUCAGCGCAUUUAAAUGAGGCGUAUCGGAUGGCCGAAAAUACUCAAAGCUCCCUCUCUACAAAAUUGAAGGAGAAAGGAAUCGCCGUACCUCCAAUAAACAUUGAGGCGUAUAGGGAAGAUAGAAACGUGGCUGCGGGUUAUGGAUCUGGUAUAAAUGUCGUAUGCCAUACUGACACUGGAUGUGUAUUUGGAGGCUCAGGUCUGAGAUUCAUCAAACGAGAUGGCGUGAAUCCCGUUCAGGAGGCAGUUGGGCAAAUCAUGAAUCCUCUAAUCCAUAAGUCAUGUGUGGAUACUUAUAUGGAGGAUCAACUGAUCCUGCUCAUGGCCUUAGCUAAAGGCCAGUCCACAGUCUCCAUCGGCUCUCAACCAAUCACCCAGCAUACCGAGACUGCAAUCGAAAUCGCAAAAAUAAUGUUAAAAGAUCGAGGUCUAGAGUUCAGGCUGAGGAAUUAUAACAAAGCAGAUCCUACAGAAUUUGUCAUUGAAUGUAAAGGCUGUGGUCUCACCAAUGAUUCCUAAAUAAAUUGAAUGCAUUGAUGGAAUUCCA